AUGGACACACCUUCGAGCGAAGCGUCUUCAGAUACCUCGACAUCCUCAACAGCAAACCCUACUCCUGCUGACUCUUCGCCCUCGCAGAACCUCGACGAAAGGAUUCAAAGGAGCCAGAAUUCGAACAUGAGCAGCCCGGCCCUCAGUACGGAUGACUCGGACUCAGACUCUGAUGUCUCCAUGUCUGCUGGCACAGAUGAUGAGGAGGAUGACCGAACCCUUACCCAUCUGACGAAUCGCAAUUCGGAGCAAUCCAAGGUCCUCGGAAAGCGAAAGCUCUCGUCCGAGUCCCCCACUAGCCAAAUGGAAACCGAUAUGAGUAACGAGGCGCGAAAGCGCUUGAAGUUGGCUGGAUCGAUAGUGCCUUACCGGACGCCCAACGGCCGCCUACACUCGGACAAGUCUUUCUUACCUGCAGAAAUCUGGCACCGUAUUUUUACUUUCUGCCACCCAAGAGUCUUGGGCCGGCUGCUGCAAGUCAAUAAAUCUUUCAAUGCCUACAUUGAUCCUUCUUCCACUGCUCAUCCUGUUGUUCGUUCCCCCGAGUAUGUCAUACAAUUGCUUCAGCCAGAUGUCAUUUGGCGUGCCUCACGAUUACUUUUGCGCAACGCUCCAGAUGCCAGUUUUGUGGGAAGCAAGAUAAUCCAGGGGCUGCAGAUCAAUGGCAUCCAGGGCCUGGUGAAAACGGGGUGUCUCGCGUUUGGUCAUUUGGUAUAUGCAGUUGCGGGUCUUGCCUUGAAAAGAACACAGUCAAGGAAAUUUGAUCUCCUACUGUCGUCAGCGUUCGCGUCUCCCUUAAUGGUGGCUUUGCCAUUUAUAUUUAUGACAAAUGAAUAUCAUGUGCUAUCUUCACAUACUUUACAAUCCGGCCAUCCACCUGCGGCAAUUCAAAUUACCAAGAGGUUCCUCAAAUCUCAAAUCGAAGAGAUCAAGAAAGACUUCGAGGAUGCCAAGAGCUUAGGAGCUGCCACUGCCGAAGAAUGGCUUAAAGGAUUAGAAGAGCGUGGGAAGGAGAAGAGAUCUGACGGUUCUCGGUGGGAGCGAUGGGAAAACUCGGGUGGUCUCUUGAGCAUAGGCAUCUUGAAACCGCCUGUUGUCGAAGCUCCUAUAUCAGCGAAGAAAGAACCAAUCGUCAAGAUCGAGACAUCAACAUCGGAUGGCCUAAACUCGGUCAAUCAAUAUCAACUUGCUAACCCUCUUCCAUCAAGAAACUUCCCUCCCUUUUCAGCUGGCCGUCCUUUCCAGCCCAUCCAAACAUCACUUCCUAUGAACCCACCCAAUCGCUUCGAAUCACCAUCUCAAAACGGCUUUACUUCGUACGCACCUGCAAGACUAAAUCCUCAGCGACAGGAGAGAACCAGGGAGGAGGUAGAUCAGAUGAAGGCAGCGCGAAGAACUGAGAUAGAACGGCGUUGCAUGUCUUUGGAUCCUCCACUAACCCCAGGAGUGUUAGCACACAUGCCCUCGUUCCGAGCAGCCAUUCAAAUUAGCCAACAGCUUACUGACGGAUCGUGGGAAGUCCUAAAGCCAAGAUUGCUCUCACAACGGGAGGAAGCCGAGCAACGGGAACAUGACCAAUUAGCACAAAUCCGGAUAGCCCAGGAACAUUCGGAUGAACGCCAACAGCAAGAUAUCUCGGCUAGGUCCGACUCAAAAGAUUUAAUAGACCGUGAAUGGGACGACGUACAGGCACCCCUUCGAGCGAGAAUAGGUGGGUAUGCAGACGAAACCAUUUACAAUGGAUGGGAUCGAGGCAACAAAGUAAAUUACGAGAGUUCUCCGAAGUUUGCUGCAGAUGUCCUCAUCUAUGUCCGAAAGAGGUUUUACGCAGAGAUGGCCAAAGAUGAAGCCGCUAUGCGUGCAACUGGGCGGGAGCCGGACUCGGAUCCUCCAAACGGGCCCUAUCUUCGCAAAUUGAUUUUGGAAAACAUGAAAUGGGUUUUUGAUACCAAAAUCAAGCCUUAUACUGAGCCCUAUCGUAAGGAACUUUUUCUUUGUAAUGAUCCCCAUUGUGGUAUUCAUUCGAAAUGGUAUGGCUUUGAAGGCGUCAUUCAGCAUUUUGCAGCUAAGCACACGAGCACCCUCAGUGUAGGAAGCAUCGUGGUUCACUGGAAAUCGGAAUGGCCUGAGUAUCCCCCUUUCAAUCCAGACCCUUCCACAAUUCCGACUCCUCCAUACUAUAAUGGCCCACCAAGUGCCAGUGCACAAUAUUUGGGCAACGGACCUGUCUUGCAGCAGAAUCUUGGGUUUGGUGGGUAUCAGUCAGCACCUGUCUCAGGUCCGAUGCCAGGAUCUCUGGUCGCCUCGCAGCAGAAUCCCGUACCUGUGCCCAUGCCCCCUCCAAUGCACGCAUCUAACCCACAUGGAUACAAUCAGAGCCAGGCACCUUACUAUGGACCACCCAGAUUUGGUGAACAGUUCCAGCAGCAUCAGUCUAACCCAUAUCCACCUCCCCAACCAUACUCCGGGACUUCCCAAGGUUACCCGGUGCAGCAUUUCUCAGCUCCGUCAACUGUUAACGGGGGAUAUAACCAGACACCGCAGGACUACUCCCAACACGGAUACAGCCAACCUCAUCAGGUAGCGGGCCAUAUUGCGUUUAAUCCCACGGCCCGCGAAACGGUCUUUCCUGCGACCGCUCCCGUUGUCCCAGCACCCCAAGAUACGCAUAAUGCUCAGCACAACCACUACCCACUCAAUCAUGGUCAGCCGGUACCACAAGUUAACAAAACUCCUCCCCAAAAAAGUGAAGAGUACAAAGCGCAGCUGAAGGAAGUAGGUAAAAGUGUUCGCGAUACUUGGAAUACCAUCAAUCCGAUCAAGGAAAUUCCAGGAAGUGUUAAGGUAUAUACUAUUAUCCAUCAUCUUUUGGAGAAUUCUCGAGUCAACAACGACAACGAGCCUACACUUUCUAUGAUAAUAGAUGGUCUCUCUAACAACAAAGAGAUGCGGCCGGCUCGUAACAUCAACGGACUUCUGUGCAGAGCGUGUGUUUUAGGUCUUGCCGGGUCCAAGCCAAACCAGCCGAAGAAGCAUUUUUCUUUCCCACAGCUUGUUAACCACUUCCAUACUGUCCAUGAGCAAGCUUCGUCUAAAAACAGCAGCAGUUAUUCUCCUGAUUGGAGAAAGGAGAUGGUUGAGCUUCCGGAAAUAUCAAAGAUAUCACACAUUUUCCAAGGCAAUGAUGACCAAAGGCUCAAGCUUAUUACGGAGGCUCUUCCAGAGCUCUUACCUACGCCAAUAAGCAAUAACGAAAACAUCCAUCCACUUUCUGCCAAUGGUCAUACAGAAGCGACUUCACAUCCAUACCCCGAGCUUGUUCCAAGUCAAGACGGCCACCACAAUUACUACGCUAAGAGAAGCGAUACGGAACCAUCGAGCAACGGCAACAUUACAUAUGAGAGUGGAGAAUAUGAUCCGCGAAAUCCACAGGAGCUGCCAGUAGACGCACGGCCUGUCCCUCGAUUUGAACACCCCCGUGGUGAAUAUAUUCGCGAUGAUGGCUACGAGCCUUCCCGGGAGUAUGGCCAUCUCCGCCGUGAGGAAGAAGCUCGCGAGCUUUCGUCUGCGAAAUGGCAGGAGAACUCAUAUACAGAACCUGGACCGAGAACUCAGCAUCUUCAUGGGAGACAUCCUGAUAACUAUGAGCGUGCUGCAGAGAUAGACCGCAACCCUCGUUAUAGAGAUGUCGAUGAGCGGGACUAUCCAAUCCGCGCAGAGCCUGUUCCUGCUUAUACACCACGUGGCGCGGCUUAUGCCGAUGUUGGUUAUCGUGCACAGAACGUAGAGUCUUAUCAAAGCAACGUGAGGGAUAUUUCAUCAGCCAUGGAUGUCACGGCUCGAAAUAGGAUAUUCGAUGUCGUCGCACAGAUCUCGCAACAAGCUCAAAAGGCGCAUGACAGAUUACCUCAAGAUAUACCUGCGGAAGGCGGCUCUGAAGAUGGCGAGGUACGCACAGGUCAUGUCGCAGCGCAAGCUGAUGAUCACCAGAUUCGACCACAGACCGAAUCUUCUGAUGCCGCUGAGCGGUUUCUCAACACUUUCCUUCGUGAACCAUCACGCGACGAUGUUUCGCAAGCAAAGAUCCGCUAUUCUGGCGCUGAGCGAGCAUAUGAUAGGGAUUUCCAACGAGAUUAUCCAAGCAGCUAUGGGUAUCAAAUUGAAGCAGAAUCCCGCCGGCCUCGCAGUGGUAACGAUACGCAAGCUCGACCCUUGUCUGGAGGGGGUUUGCGGCAACCCACGAGAGAGGAAUAUUCUGAAUUGCAAUACAACGGCAACUUGCCGGCACAACCUCGAUCUUACGCCUACGAAGAUCGACAGAGAGAGCUCGUUGGCGUCCAAUACCGCGAGCGUUCUCCUGAAUUAGUAGAUCGACGAUAUAAAGUCAAUAAUGUUGUCUAUCGAGAUGAAAGACAAAACAGCCAUACCACUCAUCGGACACCGAGCAGAUACGCUCGUUAUGAGAGUGUUCGACUGGAGAACGACCGCGCACGUUCAAGAUCACCAGCAUACGUUAAUAAACCAGGUGGGCAAUCAGGGUAUAAUUCUCUGCGCAGCCCUGCUGGCCCACCCUUCCCCCAAGAUUCCGCUUAUCGUACACUUACGCCUCAACCAGCGGUUGAGGAAUUCACCCAUGGGGACCAUCCUCGGCAGGAAUAUUAUCGCAUCUACCCACCUGAUCCCCGCCCACGUUCUCCAGAAGCUUAUGAGCUCGUCCGGGUCGCAGAUGCGCAUGGAGAGUACGUUGUCCGUCGACCUAUCCGUCGCGGACCAGAGCCCUUCUAUGCUCCUUACGAAGACGAGGGUUACUCUAGAAGGCCGUUGCAUGAAAGACGUCCAUCAUAUGGCGCUCGGGUACCUGUGGAACGAGUAUCUGAGCCUCGAUUUGAGGAGUAUGAUCCGCGACAUCCGGAACCACCCCCUAUCACAACAGCCCGUCAGCCCAGCAGGUACUGA
Glarea lozoyensis ATCC 20868 is the source of this 4956-nucleotide messenger RNA. RefSeq lists its product as uncharacterized. The coding region runs from base 1 to 4956 and encodes 1651 amino acids. NCBI's taxonomy places the organism in Eukaryota, Fungi, Ascomycota, Leotiomycetes, Helotiales, Helotiaceae. Gene Ontology annotation, molecular function: protein binding. The record is from RefSeq and is a predicted model, not a curated record. The transcript has 4 exons.